Macrosiphum euphorbiae (potato aphid) is the source of this 1218-nucleotide messenger RNA. NCBI's taxonomy places the organism in Eukaryota, Metazoa, Arthropoda, Insecta, Hemiptera, Aphididae. The record is from the annotation of a GenBank genome assembly.
AUGGCCGUGCGUGCCCCAGCAAAAAAUGACUGUAGCUGCGAGCAGACUAGCUUACAUUUACAUGCUGAAAUCGAAAAUCUAAAACAAAAGCUCUUAGAAAGAGAAAAUCACAUUGUCAACAUGGAGACUAAUUUUCUUUGUGAAGCUGAAAAAUUUCCCCAUGGAGAGUAUGCUGCAUUAACAGAUGAAAUAUUAAUAUGGCAAGACAAAUAUUCUAGAUUAUUAGAAUCACAUAAGAGAGUCCAACGUGUCAACCAAAGUCUUGAAGAUAAAUUAUUGUUACUUGUUGAUAAAACUGAAUCCGAAAAGAAUGUAUUAAACUCAGAAAUCACAAUUAUAUCACAGAAACUGGUUGACCAACAAUUUCAAGUGAAUCAAUUGAACGAUGAAAAUGAGAGGUAUAAAAAUGAUCUUAAUAUUGCUAUUCAAUUACUUCAAUGCAAACCAUCUCAUUUUGUGUCUCAAAAAUAUGAUAAUCUGCCUGGUGAAUUACAAUCCAAAGUUCGAAAUUAUAUUUUUAGCAAACAACGACGAUUGUCAGAUGGUAAUGGUAACAUAGCACAGAAAUCAGAAGGAAAAACUAUAAAAGUACCAAUUCCUACAUUUCCUCCGACAGCAAUGGUUUAUUCAUUGAGUAAUGAUAAAGAUCUAAAGUCAUCAAGAGACACCGAAGAAGGAUCAUCACAACCUGUAAACAGUGUUUCAGCAGCAAUCCUGGCAAAAGUCUUAGAAGAAAGAGUCAAAGAGCGGUUAACUCAACGACACUGCUCUACUUGUUCAUGUGCUAACAAAACUGGUGACCCUAAUACAGACCAACAGGAAUGUCAUUCACCUCAAACAGACUCCGCUGAUAAGCGAAUGCGCACCCUCACUAAAUAUAGUAAACGACCAAUGACUGCCAAAAGUUCAGAAUCUCUAGUGUCAGAACCAGAAUUGUCGUCAUAUUUUGAAAACUCUGUAUCUUUAACUGAUUCUUCUGAUAGUGGACUAAAAUUAUCAGCUCGGUCUAGAUUAUGUUCAGUACGCUUGCAAGAAGGCAGUAAUAAUAUAUUGUUAGAUAAUGCUGCAACACCAUAUACAGGUCCUAUUCUUUAUAAAAGUCGUUCCUCUAGUGGUGAGUAUGAUGAACCUUUAGUGCACGCACAAAAAUUGGUUGAUCGUAACAUCCAUGCAAACGAACACACACGCAUAAUGAUUUCAGACGAAGAAAUUAUUUAA